Molecule: messenger RNA, 1203 nt
Organism: Kwoniella mangroviensis CBS 8507
Lineage: Eukaryota; Fungi; Basidiomycota; Tremellomycetes; Tremellales; Cryptococcaceae
Exons: 10
Coding region: 1-1203 (400 amino acids)
Molecular function (GO): oxidoreductase activity, acting on the CH-OH group of donors, NAD or NADP as acceptor
Source: RefSeq, a predicted model, not a curated record
AUGACCUCGAGCAGUACGAAAGAAGCCCAAAACCCCAAAGAAUCCGGAGACAAUGAUGAUGUAUCUUCAGGACCUCUCGAUUCUAGAGAGCCUCACUUGGUAUUCGACAAUUUUGAUAUUGACAUAGUAAUCAAAGUACUUGAUGCAACGAUAUUCUCACCGUUCUUCGUGAUUUUCUUACCAAUCACAUUACUCUCUCAGACCCAUUCUGGUCAUCCGGCAUUUAUCUUAUCAUGCAUAUGGACGGGGAUAAUUUGCUUCAUCGGUACACUGAAUCAUAUUGAUAGAAAGUACAGAUCAGGUGGGACAUGGUUGUUCGCUCCUGAAAAACUGAAAUGGGAUGAACAGAUUGUCCUAAUCACAGGGGGCGGCUCUGGGAUUGGUGCCCUCUUAGCUGAGACCUUGGCAAUGCGGAAUGUAUCGGUUGUGGUACUUACCAAGGAUCCACCAAAGUUCGAAAAUGAUAAUGAAAACAUAUAUACGUAUAUAUGUGAUGUAUCAGAUUAUAAAUCUGUUGAAGCGGUAGCAGAGAAAGUACGGGAAGAAGUUGGAGAUCCAACCAUCAUAGUGAAUAACGCAGGAGUAGUCAAAGGGAAGUUACUAUUGGAUCUUACAGAGGACGACGUGAAAGAUACGUUCGGGUCCAACACCUUAGCUCAUUUCUGGAUACUCAAAGCUUUCUUACCGUCUUUACUGAGGCAGAACCACGGUCAUAUCAUCACGGUGUCUAGUGUGAUGGGCGUAGUGGGUGCCGCUCAAAUGACCGAUUACUGCGCUAGUAAAGCCGCUUUGAUAAGCCUAAACCAAUCAUUAAGAUUCGAAUUGGAUAAUCGUUACAAAACACCCAAUAUCCGAACUACCCUCCUUCUGCCAUCGUUCAUCUCCACCACAUCACUAUUCUCCAAAACCGUUUUACCCUCUUCUCGCUUGUUCAAUUUCUUCUGUCCACCACUCCAAUCUCACCAAAUCGUCAAAGUUAUUAUCGAUAAUUUAGAUUCUAGGGAAAGUAAGAUCAUCAGAUUACCUUUUUACACUAAUCUAGCUAGAGUGAUUAAUGAUUCGGUGGGGGUCGUACCUUCUUGGAUGAGGGAUUUGAUACAACGUAUUGCAGGUGCGGAUUAUGCGAUGAAGGAAUAUGGAUCUAAACCCGAUGCUGCCGAGAGAUUAGCGGUUGAUAGGCAGUCAAAAUCAAAACAAGAAUGA